Molecule: messenger RNA, 1522 nt
Organism: Puntigrus tetrazona (Sumatra barb)
Lineage: Eukaryota; Metazoa; Chordata; Actinopteri; Cypriniformes; Cyprinidae
Gene: dcakd
Product: dephospho-CoA kinase domain containing
Exons: 6
Coding region: 62-751 (229 amino acids)
Biological process (GO): coenzyme A biosynthetic process
Molecular function (GO): ATP binding; dephospho-CoA kinase activity
Source: RefSeq, a predicted model, not a curated record
UCGUUUAAAGAGAAGAGGAAGAGAAACAUUACAUUCAAGCGUACAGGUCGUUGCUGUUGGCAUGUUUCUGGUGGGGUUAACCGGAGGCAUCGCCUCAGGGAAGAGCACAGUGUCUUCUCAGCUGAAAGAACUGGGCUGUCCCGUCAUCGAUGCAGAUGUGGUGGCCCGGAAAGUGGUAAAGCCCCAAAGCCCAGCGUACAGAUUGAUUGUGCAACACUUUGGACGUGAAGUUUUGUUAGACAACGGUGAGAUUGACAGACAGAAACUGGGGCAGAUCAUCUUCUCCAGCCCCGAGAAACGAAAACUUCUCAACUCCAUCACGCACCCGGAAAUACAUAAAGAAAUGUUCAAACAAAUACUGCUGUACUUCAUUAAAGGCUACAGAUAUGUGAUUUUGGAUGUGCCGCUGCUUUUUGAAACUCGACGUCUCACCCGUUUCCUGACACACACUGUUGUGGUAUACUGUGACCCGGCGACGCAGCUGUCCCGUCUCAUGCUGAGGGACGGUUUGAGUCAGGAGGAGGCAGAGAACAGGAUCGGCGCUCAGAUGCCCCUCAAAGAGAAGCGUGGACUCGCCAGUCACGUGAUCGAGAACUCUGGCUCUCGUGAGGACGCUCACAGACAGGUGCUGCGGCUGCACACCAAGCUCGAGGACUCCAUGGAGUUCCUGGUCGUCAGGGCCGUCGCCGUGGCAGCCGUCGCCGGGCUCGGCGGUCUGUUCCUAUGUACAGUCAGACUGCUGGUCUCUUAACAAACAUAUAGAACUGCUUCAACGGCAACGGCAAUAGGUCUUAAAGGGACAGCGCACCCAAUAAUCAACAUUCUGUCGUCAUUUACUUAUGUUUUUUCAUAACGAACGACAUUAAAGGGAUAGUUCACCCCAAAAUGUUCAUCUACUUACACCAUGUCGUCCAAGAUGUAGGCGACUUUGUUUCUUCAGCGGAUCACAAACCAUUGCAGUCUGUCAGUUAUAUAAUGCAAGUCAAUGGGCACACAGUCUUUGAGAGUAAAAAAAAAAACACACACACACAGACAAAUCCAAUUUAAACCCUUCAUCUGGUGACGAUACACUGAUGUCCUCAGACACAGAACAUUAUAAACCCUUAACAGUAUUUCUAAACAACAUCCGGUGCAUGAAGCCCCAACGCACAUAGAUAUAUAUAUUACGUAUCACGGCCCUUUGGAAACAGUUGCUAACGAGACGUCUAUGUUUAGCCUCACUUUGUUGAUUUUCUGACCUCGCCACCAUUAGCCGGAGCUCCAUUUGAGAAAAAAAACCAUUUACGUUUAUUGGAUUGCUAUUUGGGGAACUCUAUAAUCAGCACAAUUGUGAUAUCAGUCCCAAAUGUUAACACACUGUAUAAGACAACAGCGCUGCUUUUUUACCUCCACACACACGUUUGGUGAAUUACAUAUUCAUACAUGAAAUGGACCGGAUGUAUUAAUGCAGUACGUUCUGCUGCUCUUUGUUGAUAGCAGAUAUUUUCAUCUAUGUCUGAAUUAAAAAAAAAAAAAAUCACAA